Messenger RNA from Saccharomycodes ludwigii, 3048 nucleotides. RefSeq names its product exosome catalytic subunit DIS3 (gene DIS3). Gene Ontology annotation, biological process: rRNA catabolic process. Bases 1 to 3048 code for a protein of 1015 amino acids. NCBI's taxonomy places the organism in Eukaryota, Fungi, Ascomycota, Saccharomycetes, Saccharomycodales, Saccharomycodaceae. The transcript has a single exon. Gene Ontology annotation, molecular function: endonuclease activity; RNA binding; 3'-5'-RNA exonuclease activity. Gene Ontology annotation, cellular component: cytoplasmic exosome (RNase complex); nuclear exosome (RNase complex). The record is from RefSeq and is a predicted model, not a curated record.
AUGAGUGACAAUAACACCACUUCUACCGCCACAGCACUGGUAGAUAGACACUCUAAUAAUAGAAGAAAACGUCUAAGUGCUGGUUUGACCGUUACUUCUAAAGUAUUUAUCAGAUCCCGUAAUGGGGAACCAAUGAAAAUAGUUAGAGAACAUUAUUUAAGAAAUGAUCUCCCAUGCAAUUCCCAAAAAUGCGACAAGAAUUGUAAAGAUUUAUAUGCCAUUAAUAAUAGUUCUCCAAUUUUAAGCAGUGAACCAGAUAAAUUAUUAAAUGGCGCUCCUCACUAUGUUAUUUUAGAUGCUAAUAUAAUAUUACACGCUAUUGAUUUGCUUGAAAAUCCUAUAUGCUUUCAUGAUGUCAUUAUUCCACAGACUGCCUUGGAAGAAGUUAGAAAUAGAUCAUAUCCAGUAUACACAAGAUUAAGAUCACUAGUUGGUAACGAUGGUAGUAGUACAACAGAAGAUGAAUCCAAGAGAUUGAUUGUUUAUCAUAACGAGUUUAGUGAAAUUACCUAUGUAGAAAGAUUAGAUACUGAUAGAGAAAGUAUUAACGAUAGAAAUGAUAGGGCCAUAAGGAAGCUUUGCUCUUAUUAUGCAAAGCAUUUGGAAACUACAGGCAUUAAAAUCGUAUUUGUUACUAAUGAUAAAGACAACAAAUUAAAAGCCAUAAAAAAUGAUGGUAUCCAAGCCGUUACUUUGGCUGAGUAUAUUGAAUUGUUGCCCAAUGCUGAUGAAAUCAGAGACUUGGUUCCACAAUUGGAAUCACCUGCAGCUAACACAUCCAAAGAUGAUAUUAUCCAAGAAGAAUUUACUUAUCCUGAAUAUUAUUCCACUUCGCGUAUCUUGGGUGGUUUGCAAAAUGGGACUUUGUACAGGGGGAAUAUUCAAAUAUCAGAAUUUAAUUUUUUGGAAGGCUCCAUAUCUUUGCCAAAUUUUAAAAAGCCCGUUUUAAUAGUUGGUGCCAAAAAUUUAAACAGAAGUUUUAACAGUGACCAAGUUGUGGUAGAACUAUUGCCCAAAUCUCAAUGGAAAGCACCAUCUUCGAUGGCCUUGGAUUCAGAACACUUUGACGUUGGCGACAAUCCAGAUUUAGAUGACGUUGGUGGGAAUGAAAAUGAUGAAGAAAUGAUUAUCACUGAUAAGGAAAGGAGAUUGCUGGUUCAAGACGCUAUUCAACAGCAAAAUAGCAAUAAGUUGUUUCCUACGGCAAGAGUUGUUUCGAUAACAAGACGUUCUUGGAGGCAAUAUGUUGGUCAACUUGUUCCUAGCUCUGUUGAUAAGCAAAAUCCAAAUGGUGUCCAAAAUUGUUUUGUUCUCUUGAUGGAUACUUCUUUGCCUAAAAUUAGAAUCAAAACAAGGCGUGCUCUGCAGCUAUUAAACAAAAGAAUUGUUGUUGGUGUUGAUUCAUGGCCUUCUAAUUACAAGUAUCCAUUGGGUCAUUUUAUCAGAGAGUUAGGGGAAGUGGAAAGUGCACAAGCUGAAACUGAAGCCUUGUUGUUGGAGCAUGAUGUUGAAUAUAGACCAUUUUCCAAAAAAGUUUUGGACUGUUUGCCCCCAGAAGGACACGAUUGGAAAGCGCCAGUAAAUCUCCAGGAUCCAGAAGCUUUAAGAAAAGAUCCACUAUUAAGCAAAAGGGUGGAUUUAAGGGACAAAUUGAUCUGCAGUAUAGAUCCACCUGGUUGUGUUGAUAUCGAUGAUGCUUUGCAUGCCAAACAAUUGAAUAAUGGUAACUGGGAAGUUGGUGUCCACAUUGCAGAUGUUACUCAUUUUGUAAAACCAAACACUGCUUUAGAUAUGGAGGGUGCUAGUAGGGGUACAUCUGUAUAUUUGGUGGAUAAGCGUAUUGAUAUGUUACCAAUGCUAUUAGGUACCGAUUUAUGUUCCCUAAAACCAUAUGUCGAUAGAUUUGCAUUUUCUGUUAUUUGGGAACUAGACCAAGAAACCGCUGACAUUGUCGAUGUUAAAUUUAUGAAGAGUGUUAUAAAAUCUAGAGAAGCAUUUUCUUACGAAAACGCCCAGUUAAGAAUUGACGAUCCUCAGCAACAGGAUGAUUUGACCUUGGGGAUGAGGGCAUUGCUAAAAUUAUCUAAAAAAUUGAAAAAGAAAAGAUUAGAUGCAGGUGCUUUGAACUUGGCUUCCCCUGAGGUUAAAGUUCAUAUGGAUAGCGAAACUUCUGACCCCAAUGAGGUGGAAAUUAAAAAAAUGUUAGACACAAAUUCAUUGGUGGAAGAAUUUAUGUUGUUAGCAAACAUAUCUGUGGCAAGAAAGAUUUAUGAAGCGUUCCCACAAACUGCAAUGUUAAGAAGACAUGCUGCGCCACCAUCUACUAAUUUUGAGCUUCUAAAUGAAAUGUUACAAAUUAGGAAAAAAAUGUCUAUUUCCUUGGAAUCUUCUAAAGCAUUAGCCGAUUCCUUAGAUCGUUGUGUUGAUCAAAAUGACCCAUAUUUCAACACUUUGGUCCGUAUUAUGUCCACCAGAUGUAUGAUGGCUGCUCAGUACUUUCCAUCCGGUCAAUAUUCUUACGAUGACUUUCGUCAUUAUGGUUUGGCCGUGGAUAUCUAUACACAUUUCACUUCGCCUAUUAGACGUUAUUGUGAUGUCGUGGCUCACAGACAGUUGGCUGGUGCCAUUGGAUAUGAACCUUUAGACUUGACACACAGAGAUAAACGUAAAAUGGAGAUAAUUUGUAAAAAUAUUAAUAAGAAGCAUAGAAAUGCACAAUUUGCCGGAAGAGCAAGUAUUGAAUAUUAUGUUGGUCAAAUUAUGCGUGAUAAUCACAGCAUUGAAACGGGAUAUGUUAUAAAAGUAUUGAAUAAUGGUAUUGUUGUUAUUGUUCCUAAAUUUGGUGUUGAAGGUUUAAUAAGAUUAGAAAAUUUAACAGAUGACCUAUCCACCUCUGAGUUUGUUGAGGAUCAAUACAAAUUAAGCUUUAAAAAUAAAAAUAGUGGUGAAAUGAGAGACGUUUAUGUUUUUGAUAAACUUGAAGUUGAAGUUAAAUCCAUUUUAGAUCCAAUUACUAAUAAACGUAAAGCACAAUUAUUAUUAAGGUAA